Molecule: messenger RNA, 3774 nt
Organism: Lethenteron reissneri (Far Eastern brook lamprey)
Lineage: Eukaryota; Metazoa; Chordata; Hyperoartia; Petromyzontiformes; Petromyzontidae
Source: RefSeq, a predicted model, not a curated record
CAGCGGGACAAGUGUACAGAACGCUGCAAGUUUGUACGGUGUGUUGGGCAGAAGGAUCGGUGUGGAGAUAUAACAAGCUUGGGCCACAGAAAGCAUACACCACCCAACACGCAAGUCCAUGACCAAAUGAAAUUGCACGCUUUGAGGGAGUCCUGUUUCCACGAUGCGUCUCUUGGACAAGCUUUUGCAGGCGAGGGUGCAGGCCCCGCUGGAGGAGCUGGAGUACCUGGACGUAUCUGACGCACACGUGGGUUGGCUGGAGGAGCUGGGUAAGUGUCCCAACGUGCAAGUGCUGCUUGCGAGAGGCAAUGCCCUGCGGGACCUCGACUCGCUGAGUCGCUGCUCACGGCUGUGGCACCUGGACCUGCAAAACAACCAGCUUGAGUGCGUGGCCGGCCUGGGCGUGUUCGUGGCGCUGGGAAGCCUCGACUUGUCCGGAAACCUUCUGCAGUGGCAGAGUCUGCAUGACCUCCGACCUCUGCACGUCCUGAACUUGCGGCUCCACGGGAACCCGGCUCUGCAGCGCGACCCUCACUACCGUGUCCACGCCGUGGACUCCCUGCCGCGCGUCUGGUCUCUGGACGGCCUCCUCGCGACGUCGACCGAGCGCCUACGCGUGGAGCAGUACGUUCAGGACGCAGCCCUGAGCCCGCGGCCCAUCAGACGGAAGUUUUCCAGGAUGGAGAUCUUUGUACCAUCGUCCCGUCACAACCUCAUGCAGACGUGCAGCUAUGGCGAACGGACGCUUCACUUCAUGCGAAGAUUUCCCUUGGAGGAGCCACACAACGUGGGUCUGGAUCAACGCCGUCUCUCCUAUCUGGCCUACACGGCGCAGGGGCAGACGCAGCUCGAGUGGCGCAGCGUGCAGGGGGAACGCUUGGGCAUCGACGUGACCGGCGCGCUCGAAAGCCUGGUCCACGAGGGACACAAGGAGCAGGAGAGACGCGGCACGCUGCUGGUGCUGCUCACGGCUGCCCUGGAGUUCCGUCUGCCGUGCACUCUGGUCCAGCAGGCCCUCCGGGCCACGGGGCUCAGCCACAUCAGGGAAAUGGACACGAGCGAACUGCUGCGACUUCCACGCAAGGUCCAGUUGCGGGUGGCCAGUCUGCUGCUCAGCGCCGUCCAUCUGGGCCGCGACGCUGGCCAGACGACGGUGGGACCACGUGACGACAUGCUGCACCUCGCCCUCUACUACGUACUCGCUGGAAUCGCGUGCCCCAAAGCUGUCGGCUCGAGGAACGGGCGGCGGUCUGAUGCGCGCGUGGCGAUGGCGCAACACCUGGCCAUCCUGGCAGCGGAGGCCUGCCCCCUGCUCUGCACGGCCCCCGUCUUCUUCACCCUCCUGGGGCUUGGCACCGGUGGGAGCGGCGGCGACGCCGGAUUGGAGCGGCUGCUGCGUGUGGCCACAGGAGACCCGGCCGUGUUCACCACCCUGGCUCAGCUCCUCUGCCAAACGUGGGCUGACCAUGAUCGGGCCGACUCCGCAGAUCCUCACGUCCGUGCGUCGAACUUCCUCCUCGGGAAGCUGUGGAGUGGCUGCCUCCCGCGCUGUUCCAACCCGGGCGCUCGACACAUCAACCCGCACUGCGUGCUGGUGACGGGGAAAGCUCUGCCCAGGAGGCCACUAUCCGGCGUCCUUCGCUCCACCGAGACGCUGCACAUGGGCCUGCGGAGCCCCCUCCGCGGAAAGCCGCGCGCACGGAGCGCAAUUCCGGGCCUCGCUCAGUCCCGGGAGCGAAGGCGUCCUGCAUUGGGGGACCUCGUGCUGAUGGGCCCUCAGCUAUUGGGGCGGAUUGUGGCACUGCCCAGGCCUGGCGUGGGACUCGUGCUUCUGCAGACACCUGCAGCACGUGUGGGCGGCUGCUAUCGUGGGCUGCGCCUGGCCGACAUGACCUGGGACGCUCACGUUGGCCAGUGGAGGCCUUCAGCCGCGACUGGGGACAGGGUUACCCUGAGCAUCGCCACACCUUGGGAGGACUGCUCCGUCACCCGGACCGGAACGGACUCGCCCAGAAGCUUCGCGUCUGCAGAUGAUGGAGCGAGCCGGAGGAGCCUAACGGCAAGGAGCGGAGGUCUUGAGUCUGGGUCAGAGACUGGAUCUGGGUCAGCGGUGAGGUCGGGGUCAGCGACCGGAGCGACGGAACUAAAUUACGCGCAGCUCGUCAUGGAGCAGCAACAGCAGCAGCAACAACAACAGCAGAAGCAACAGCAGGAGGAGCAGCAGCAGCAGCAGCCCUCAAACUCGCGCGGAGACACGACCCCGCGACCCCGUGGCAUACGACCUUCCACCUCCCGACUGCUCUCUUCUUCCCGGCCAAACACGGCGAGGCGUGGGACCUCCAAACCAAUACCAACACUCCCGGCUCAUGACUCAGCUGACUCCUCCUCGGUCCCAAGCAUCUUGCCUGACCGAUCUCAUCCGGAGGCAUGUGCACCAGGAGGGCCUCCCAGCGUGGUCACCCUGCCCGCUGUGGAAGAAGAAGAGUCGGGCCAAACGAACCGCAAACCUGACGGACGAGAGGAACAACGUGGAACGGCGCCAGUGGACAAUGCUUCUGGAGGCCCCAGAUCAGUGAAUAGCGGUGGUGGUGGUGGUUCAGGAGAUGUUGAUCCAGUGCAAAGCUGUUUAGGAGACCUUGAGCAAGUGGGGAAUGGGUCAGGAGACCGAGGGCAAUUACACAGCGUUUCAGGAGAUGCAAGUCCAGUAGAGAAUAGUCCAGUAGAUAGUGUUUUAGUGGGGAGUGGUUCAGGAGACCCUCAGCAAAUGGAGAGUCAUUCAAGAGAUACCAUACUGGUGGAGAACGGUUUACAGAACCCUGGACUGGUGGAGAGUGGUUCAGGCACCAUUGGUCCAGUGGACCGUUUGUCAGGACACCCUGUUCAAGUAGAAAGUGGAUCAGGACAGCACGAGACGGAUGAAAGUGGAAAACCACCCCUAGGGCCAAGAGAAAGUGAGUCACAGCCGCGUAGCCCCGACAGGACAGAGGCAGACCAGAUCACACAUGGCUAUCCAGGAGGCAGUGCCAAUUACAGCGAUGGGGGUGACCGGCCAAACCGCAACAACACCAAAGAGAUGGCCCCAGGGCGAUCAGACAGUGCCUCAUCGUAUCAAGCCCGCCGUGUCGCGAUCUGGAGGCACAGCGACUGCACGCCGCCCGACAGCGAACGGCUUUCGGCUCAACAGCGCGCACUCACUCGCAGAGGUGCUCACGCGCCGGUCUGGAGCCGACUGCUGCCAGAGGCUCGGAGUGCCGAUCGCGGCGCGAGAUCGGCGUCCGUGCAGAUGGCCAACCAGUGGCUGGAGGGCGGCUUGCGAUCACUUCGCUCGGCCGCCGAACGGAGGCCGGGUCACGUCCCGCGGACUGUCCAGGAGAGCGGGGCUCCGUCCGCUGCCGUGCGUCGUGGUGGAGAGGCGGGAGACUCGAUUCGCGGUCGGACAGUCGUGAGUUCGUAUCCGGGUCGAGGAUCGACUCGGCCGAUCAUCCCGCCGGGGUCGAUGCGGGAGGUGGAAUUAUUUUACUCGAUAGUGGAAGAAUAAAUGUGCCACAGAAUCAAACAAUCCGUUUUGUUUUCUUUCCAAAGAGAGAAAUUGAGCACUUUGAUGCGGGUUGUAAUGACAUCGAUAAAAAUAAGGUAAUUGUUUGUCAUGAAAUUGUUUAAAUAAAUCUUGAUUAACAGAUGAGGAAUGCUGCUCAGACACACGAAAUAAUGAGCACGGUACAUAAAUUAAUUAAAAUAGUUUUAUUUAAAAAGUGAUUUUUUUUACACGCUUUC